Ceraceosorus guamensis is the source of this 1348-nucleotide messenger RNA. RefSeq lists its product as hypothetical. Lineage: Eukaryota; Fungi; Basidiomycota; Exobasidiomycetes; Ceraceosorales; Ceraceosoraceae. The record is from RefSeq and is a predicted model, not a curated record. The coding region runs from base 158 to 1240 and encodes 360 amino acids. The transcript has 2 exons.
GGACUUGAUAGAUUCAGCAAAGGGUACUCGCUCGGGAAGCACCACGACCCUGACCAGAGAGGAACAGCGCGCGCGCAAGAACCAAGCCAUGUGGGGCGAGCCAGCGAAAAGGCCAAAAAAGAAGCCACCCGCUCCUCCCGCGACGAACCGUGCCUCAAUGACGCCAGGAAGAUCGCUGCAUAUCUCAUCAGCCCUUGUCGGCAACAGAAAGAAUGAGAUGCUGGCCAUUGGUGUUGGUCGUCAGACCUACAGGAGCAUUGAAGACGUGGAGCGCGAACUGAAGGCUGCUCGAGCGAGCGAUGAUCCCGCAUUUGUGAGAGAGGCUCAGCGCAAGCAGGCGGAACUGGAGACGCUCGAGCGCAGGCGGAAGGCAAUGGAGAAGAAGCGCCUGAUGGAGAGUGGGAGAAAACCGAACCAGUCGGAUGAUAGUCUUUUUGGCAGUGACGACGAGGAACAGCCGGAUCACAAGAGAGCCUUGAAAUCGGAGCUCAAGGCAACGAUUGGCAGCGCCUCUUCGGAACAACCUGAGGCUCGAGCAGCCUCCAAAGAUCGCCCUUCGAAAUCGCUGGCCACGAAGUCUUAUGGUGUCAACCCAGCAGACUUUCUUCCAGGUGCACCUUUUCGUCCGCUGUCCUCUAAAGGCGCCGCCGCGAAAUCGGAAAAGCCUUCGGAUGACGAGGUUCGCAAGACGAAGCAAAAGCUGGCCGUAGGCGGCUCUAGGAAUGCGGGCAAAGAGACGUUGCCUGUGCCCGAGAAAGUCUCCAUCCCAGCCCGCGAGACUCCUAGAGAGAAGUUUAUUCGUGAAGAUGCGGAGAGGAAAGCACUACGGAGAGAGGCACAGAAAGCUGCUGGCAUGAUCGACCGACGGCCCGAGGCUGGUCGCUCCCAGAGAUACGAAGAGAGUGACGGUGAGAGCGAGGAGGAAGAUUCUGACGACUACGAGUCGGAUGGGAGUGAAGGCGAGAGCGGCGCAUCUGCGGGCAGAUACAGAAAGAAGAGCAAGCGAGACGAUGUGCGCUCCCAGGUCUGGGCUGCGCUCGGUAUGGAUCGUAGCAAGUACGAGAGCCGAGAUGUCUACAGUGACGAUGACGAUAUGGAGGCUGACGCAGCGAGCGUCUAUGCCGAAGAGCUGAGAAGCGCGCGUCAAGCAAGAGCAGAAGACCGUAGAGAGGAAGAGCUGGAACGAAAGCGGGAAUUGGCAAAGGCAGCCAAAAAGCGUGCUAGAGAGGACCGUCGCUGAGGAAAAAUUUGAAUCACAAAUCGUAAAUGCCCGCAUUUAGUCAUCGCGACUCGUUGCAGAUCUCGUGGCAAAGCACUGGAUGCACGCAACAAGGCAGCAACAGCACAU